CAGUGUUGAACAUUAGCCAGCUGGAUAUUGGAUGGAAUCUCCAUGCUGGUCAGGCUGUCGACAAUAGCACUCCAUUUAGGCACAAGGGCACAUCGACUGGCACUAAGAGUCCAUCCAACGACAGCCCAGUUCCAGGGCACGACCAAAGCAAGCAUGAAGACCACAUCACAUACCCUAUCGCCACCUUCUCUGGAAGAGCUCGCCCAAGUCCUGAGUCCGGCACUAAAGGCCAACUUCAAAACAUCCUCAGUUACAGUGGAACGAUGCCCGGACCUACGAAAACCUCCCUAUCACCUUGCAACAGAAGGUCUCUCAGGCCAAGAGUCUGUAGCAGACAUCGGAGGUCAACCAAAUCUCUUUCCUCAACCUCGACUCGAAUGCAAAUACUCCCUGCUAGAGAUCGCUAAAGAGAUGGAGAUGAGCGGAUCGAAAGGCCAGCUGCUGGGAGCAGGAGCUGGUCCCUUUCACGUCAUCGGCAUGAACUCAGAGCUCUCACCAAAUCUCAGCUGGGAGAAAUCCUUUGACAAUGUCAACAAUCUCACGUAUUACACGAAAAUUGAAGAGGACCAUGGGAAACCCAUCGCGAGAUGCGAAAAGAGCCCUUGCGCGGACUGUGCCUUGAUGAUGAACUUGUAUGGCUCAACCGGAAACUCAGGGCCUGUGCUGAAAAUCACCGCUCGAACUCGAACCGGCUCGCAGAAGUCCUUUACAGAAUGCAUUCGCCGCGCUCUCUUCGACAAGUACGGCGACGCUCAUCCGAUCAGCAUCGGCGGCGUGUUUGUAAUGAAGACCGGCAAAGCCCAAUUCCACGUCAUGCCUGACUUCCCGCCCGCGGAGCAACUUCCCUGGACUGAAGGAUCACAGGUGAAUGACUGGCUGACAUGGCAUGAGUUCAUCGCACCCAUCGUGUGUCUCACAGUCU
Molecule: messenger RNA, 922 nt
Organism: Zymoseptoria tritici IPO323
Lineage: Eukaryota; Fungi; Ascomycota; Dothideomycetes; Mycosphaerellales; Mycosphaerellaceae
Exons: 2
Cellular component (GO): nucleus
Molecular function (GO): hydrolase activity, acting on ester bonds; zinc ion binding
Source: RefSeq, a predicted model, not a curated record